Daldinia loculata is the source of this 1796-nucleotide messenger RNA. RefSeq names its product glycoside hydrolase family 72 protein. Gene Ontology annotation, molecular function: 1,3-beta-glucanosyltransferase activity. Gene Ontology annotation, biological process: fungal-type cell wall (1->3)-beta-D-glucan biosynthetic process. The record is from RefSeq and is a predicted model, not a curated record. The transcript is spliced from 5 exons. Gene Ontology annotation, cellular component: fungal-type cell wall; cytoplasm. Bases 390 to 1601 code for a protein of 403 amino acids. Lineage: Eukaryota; Fungi; Ascomycota; Sordariomycetes; Xylariales; Hypoxylaceae.
AGCUGAUUGGGUACCUACAUGUAAUUUACAGGUAGCCUCGGCCUCGACCUAUUGAAUAACUACAGGCAGGCACUGUCGCAGAUCUUCUUAUUAGGUAGGAUAUAGCGAGGCGCCUUUACUUUGAGGAUACUAAACUUUAUCAUGGUCGUGGAACUUCAAUGGUCUAACCCAUCCUCAUCCUCAUCCACAUGACAAUACUCCACCUUACUACAAUCCUUAUUACAUACUGCAUACACAUAUUUACAGGAUCCCCGAGUAUUUGUGUACGGUAUUUGUACCUGGCGUUCCAUAGACGUAGCUGGUUUAUUUGACAUUGAAUUUCGGCCAACAAUAUUUGUGCUACCUUAGGUACCUUAGGUACUUAAGAGAAAAGGGGGAGACAGGCAACCAUGGCGAAUUCGGUAACACCAGUUACCAUCCAAGGGCGGUACUUUUGGAAAGGUAACCUGCGGUUCAUUAUGAACGGCGUCGUAUACAAGAGCUAUGGGCUAUGCGCGGAUAUGCUGGCCGAUGACCGCAUAGAGGACCUCGAACAUGCUAUUCCACUGUUAAGACGACUCGGGAUUAACACAUUAUUCAUCUGUCAUAUCGAUGAAACCAAAAGCCAUAAAGCUUGCAUGAACCUAUUAGCUGAGCAUGAGAUAUAUGUUCUAGUUUCUAUCGAAUCGAUUCCCCCCACCGUUUAUCAUAAUACGCCUAUGAUGUCGUACACAUCAAACUCCAUGCAACGCUUCUUCCAGGCCGUUGAAAAUCUAGCGAGCUACCCAAAUCUACUGGGUUUCGCCAUCCCCGACGACUUGAUCAAAGAUCUAGAACCAGUAGUUGCUGCACCUGUCAUCCGCGCCAUAGUGCGUGAUAUUAGACGGUAUCUCAGCCUUCUCGCCGUCAAGAAACAUCAAAGGGUUGUUCCAGUCGGUAUAGUCGCAUUGGGCAUGAGAAUCCCGCUGAGAGAACAAUUCGAAUACUGUUGUUCGGGAGAUGAUAACGAAACAGUCGAUUUCUUUGUCUUUGACUACGUCUACUUUAGUCCUAAAAUGACGAUGCAGACAUCUACAGACCCAGAGCCACUCAAUAUGUUCUCUAACACGCAUAUACCAGUAUCAUUCAUAUAUGGCUGCAACCAUUUGAUGCCGCGUCGGUUCCUUGAGACCCGCACGAUUUACUUGCACCCGGGCAUGAGACGCGUGUUCUCAGGUGGUAUCGUGUUCCAGUUCUUCGACGGGCCAAGCAAGGACGGCCUCGUGGCGUUGACUCAACGAAAUAACGACAGGCUACGUUACGAAGAGACGAUAAACUACCGGAAUCUGCGCGAUAGCGUGCACAAGGCUUUUCUACCGCUACCAGCUUCAAUAAUGGCUCGCUCCCGCUUCGUUGAAGCGGCGGCUAUGUCAGGAACGAAGCCUGAACGGCCUGAUCCCAUUAUGAAUUUUCUGGCAAUAAGACAGGUGCCUGCUAGCCCGGUGAACUGGACAGAGGCCGAGGCGCACAUUAUCGACGACAGCGAGUGGGUCGACGCGGGUAAGGAGUGGCUGGACCUGUCUGUUGAAGAUCUCGCAGCCUCAAUAUGGGAUAAGUUAAACAUCGAUGAAGCAGAUGCCUAGAUGAACGAUUACGCUCCGAAGAUUAAGUUGAGGAAGUUCUGGAGUAUAGCGUUUUAUCGGCGUUGGUUUUUAUGUAAAGCAGUAUCUCUUAACUGCAGCGUUUGAAGAUAGCAAAUCAAAAUCAUACGUUUUAAGUUAACUAACUAGUGAUAAUUGUAAGUAGAAGUAAAAUGACAAGAAUUAUUGAUGACAAUU